This is a messenger RNA of Naegleria fowleri, 855 nucleotides long. RefSeq lists its product as uncharacterized. The transcript has 3 exons. Gene Ontology annotation, molecular function: fatty acid elongase activity. The record is from RefSeq and is a predicted model, not a curated record. Gene Ontology annotation, biological process: fatty acid elongation, saturated fatty acid; fatty acid elongation, monounsaturated fatty acid; fatty acid elongation, polyunsaturated fatty acid. Gene Ontology annotation, cellular component: endoplasmic reticulum membrane. Bases 1 to 855 code for a protein of 284 amino acids. NCBI's taxonomy places the organism in Eukaryota, Heterolobosea, Eutetramitea, Acrasida, Naegleriidae.
AUGCCUCUCCUUCUUAUGGGACCACUCCGCGAGUUCUGCCAACUUGUCAUGGCAGAACCAGCCAAGCUUUUGGAUUUGAAUUUCCUUGCCACUCAAUACCAUCAAAAGUUUAGACUAACUAUGGACCAAACUUACCUCAUGAAGAAUUUUACCAAUGCGCUGCCAAUUUCUUCAGUGAUUGUUUACUUGUUCAUUGUUUUUGUUUUGCCAAAAUUGUUGCCAGUCCCAGCUAAGGAUGCAAAGAGACCAAUCUUGAAGAUGGUCAUGUUCUUGUGGAAUUUAUUCUUGAGUGUUUUGAGUUUGGCCAUGUUGUUGGGUGCUGCUGUUCCAUGGUUUACUUAUUUGAAGAAUGAUUACGCUUGGGAUUUACCAGGUUUGAUUUGUGAAGAGAAGCACGUGUUAGGUCCUGAAGAAGGUCUCCCACACAUUGUUUGGGCCUACAUUUUCGCUCUUUCCAAGUACUUGGAACUCUUUGAUACUGUCUUGUUGGUUAUCAAGCACCCAGAUCGUAAGGUUCCAUUCUUGCACUGGUUCCACCAUUUGACUGUUUUGCUCUUCACUUGGUAUGCUGUCUACACUCAAUAUGCUACCAAGUUGGAACUUUUGUUGACCAUCGGUCAAAUUACUCAAAUGAUUUUGGGUAUUGUUUUCAAUUCCAUCUUUGCUUACAAGUUCUUCAAGAAUAGAGAUGCUGGUGUGCCUGCAGAGAAGAAUUGUCGUUGUGAUGCUCCAUACGAAAUUAUGUUGAGCUGUGUUGCCAUGUAUGGUGCUUAUUUGUACUUGUUUGUUGACUUCUUUGUUAGAAAAUACUUUGGUGCUCCAGCUGCCACUUCUGGAAAGAAGAAGAAUGAGUAA